GUCGGGGAAGGAAUCUGGGGAAUCAUCCGGGAAUCCCGGCCUGCCCGAUUCCCGCCGCAGGAAUUUUCCCGGGAUUGAGGCGGCCGCGGAAGCGGGCAGGCCCCGCAGGAUGCGCUGAGCAUCCCGCGACUCCCUCUGGAAAACCGGGAAUUCCGGAGCCAGCCGCCGCUGCAGGAUGCCGAGGAACCGCGCCUUCUCCGAGCCGGAAUUCUCGGCCGAAUACUCCGCCGAUUAUUCCUUGAGUUUCCCGUCGGAUCCCGACGGGAAUCUCCGCCGCUCCCGGGAAUCUCCGGCCCCGCAGGGCUGGGGGGGGCCCUGCCCGUGCCUGCCGCAUUCCCGGCGCUUUUCCUUCUCGCCGGAAUCCCUGGAAAAGCUCUACCAGACUUAUUUCCGCCGCCAGCGCCACGAGACGCUGCUGGUCCUGGUGGUCUUCUCCGCCCUCUUCGACUGCUACAUCCUGGGAAUGUGCGCGGCGUUUUCCCGCAUGGAAAAACUUUUCCCGGCGCUGGCCGCCCUGGCCGGCUUGGUGGCCCACGGCUGCGUUUUCCUGCUGCUGAAAUCCCGGCUGCUCCCGGAGGAUUUUUCCCAGAAAUUCCUGCCCUGCGGGCUGUGGGCGCUGACGGUGGCGCAGCUCUGGGGCUUGCUGGGCUUGGAAUUCCAGAGGAGUUUUCCAGAGGCGGUGGACGCGGCGGGCUGGCAGGCGUUCUUCGCCUUCUCCUGCUUCCUGACGCUGCCGCUGCGCCUGGCGCGGAUCCUGCUGCUGGCGGCCGCCUCCUGCGGCGGGCACGCGCUGGUCCUGGGAAUCGUGGAGCUCCAGAGGGGCCGGGAGAACCGCCUGGAUGCGGGGCAGGUGGCCAGGCAGCUGCUGUCCAACGUGGCGCUGUACGCCUGCGCGGUGGCGGUGGGCGCCAUGUCGUACGUGAUGGCCGACCGGAAGCACCGGAAGGCGUUCCUGGAGGCGCGGCAAUCCCUGGAGGUCAAACUCAACCUGGAGGAGCAGAGCCAGCAGCAGGAUUUUUUUGGGGAGAAAAACAGGAAUGAGAAUGUCAGGAUUGAGGUUGUCGAGCGUCGGGACCGAGUUUGCAGGGCCACAUCCGGGAUUUUUUCCCGCAGCAUCCUCUUCGCCGACAUCGUGGGCUUCACGCAGCUCUCGUCGUCCUGCAGCGCCCAGGAGCUCGUCAAGCUCCUCAACGAGCUCUUCGCCCGCUUCGACAAGCUGGCCGCCAAGCACCACCAGCUGCGGAUCAAGAUCCUGGGGGAUUGCUACUACUGCAUCUGCGGGCUGCCGGAAUUCCGGGAGGACCACGCCGUGUGCUCCAUCCGGAUGGGGCUGGCCAUGGUGGAGGCCAUCGC
Molecule: messenger RNA, 1353 nt
Organism: Pyrgilauda ruficollis (rufous-necked snowfinch)
Lineage: Eukaryota; Metazoa; Chordata; Aves; Passeriformes; Passeridae
Product: adenylate cyclase type 3-like
Exons: 5
Biological process (GO): adenylate cyclase-activating G protein-coupled receptor signaling pathway; intracellular signal transduction; cAMP biosynthetic process
Molecular function (GO): adenylate cyclase activity
Source: RefSeq, a predicted model, not a curated record